CGACCAGGGCCGGAAGAUGGUGUAGUGACACAGCCUGCGAUGUCAUUGUGAAGGCAAGGGACUGCCAUGAGCGCUACGUAUCGAUGCGUACCGAGAUCAAUAAGUUGCCUAGGCCGGUGCUUUAGAUCCGAGCCAUCAGCGAGCUCACAAUGACGAAGACCAGAGCCACUCUCCCGGUCUUGUCUGAGCUUUUCUGGUUUGGCGCGUACACCUUCGCGUCGCUGUGUCUUCUGUUUCUCUCGUUUCGAUACCUCUCUCGGCACGCGAUUCCGGUCAUUUCGAACCCCUCUCAGACGGCACUGCUAAACGUCCGCGCAAUUGAGUAGCUACGGGAAGAGACAGACCCGCAGUCAUGGCGGAACUGUAUGAUCAGAGUAGGCACGACGCCCUCCAUCGGCUUAACCAGACACUCCUCCAAAUCGACCCUUAUAUCCUCCCACCAUAUCCCAACCUCUCCAUUGUCUCAGGGCCACUCGAUCCACCACUCCUCCAAAUUACGCUCUCGCAACUACUGGGGCAACAAGCCGAGCUCUACCCUAACCACGAGUGCCUCACCAUCCCCUGGACAGGCGCGCGAUGGACGUAUCAGCAUCUUUGGGAACAAUCUAAUCUCCUCGCAAGGGCACUGUUGCGGUAUGGAGUGCGUCCAAGAGAUAGAGUUGGAAUUAUGAGCGGAAACUGCGAGAAGUACGCUGCAGUGUUCUUUGCGUGCGCAAGAGUGGGAGCGAUCUGCGUGACGUUGAAUAACACGUAUACGCCGACGGAGAUGGAGUAUGCGUUGAAGCAUACGAAAUGCCGGAUUUUACUUACGAGCUCAAUGAUCGGUCGGUUUGACAACAGGCCGCUAUUAGAGAGAUUAAGAGACACAGACGUCGCUUCCCAGAUCCCAGACUUGAAGACCGUGUGUCUGAUAAGAGGCGAAUAUGAGGGAUGUAUCACAUACGACGAGUUUAUCAACGAAUCUCUUUCCAUCCCUGAGCAUAUCCUAGACAUCUUCGACGGCAUCAUAAGUCCCUUCGACGUCGCCAAUCUACAGUUCACGAGCGGAAGCACGGGAAACCCGAAAGCAGCUAUGCUCACACAUCACAACCUCAUAAACAACUCUCGCUUUAUCGGCGACCGAAUGGCGCUCACACCCGCUGACACCCUCUGCUGCCCCCCACCCCUCUUCCACUGCUUUGGUCUCACCCUCGGUCUACUCGCAACCCUCACCCAUGGCGGCCGCAUAGUAUAUCCCGCCGAGUCCUUCGACCCUGACGCCACUAUGCACGCUAUCUAUGAUGAGCGCUGUACUGCGCUCCACGGCGUACCUGCUAUGAUGGAGUCCAUCGUCAACCUGCCCAAGCCCGAGGGUUGGACUUCAGAGUUACGCACGGGUAUUGUGGCCGGUAGCCCAGUGCCCAGGUGGCUGAUGGAGCGCAUGGUGGAAGAGCUGGGUAUGGCGGACUUUACGAGUAGCUACGGGUUGACGGAAGCGAGCCCGACAGUGUUCAAUGCGCACACGACAGACCCCCUACACACUCGCCUAAUAACAGUCGGGACUGUCCUGCCGCACGCAAGAGUAAAGAUCGUGGACCGCGACAAUCGAAUCGUGCCUAUCGGCGUGAGAGGUGAGUUGUGUGUCACUGGGUAUCAGGUGUGUAGAGGCUACUGGGAGAACGCGGAGAAGAGCGCGGAGGUGCUGGUAAGAGACGAACACGGAGAGAUAUGGCUGCAUACCGGCGACGAGGCGAUGCUGGAUGUCGAUGGGUAUUGCACUAUUACCGGGCGCUUCAAGGACAUUAUAAUCCGCGGCGGCGAAAACAUCUACCCCCUCGAAAUCGAAGAGCGCCUCGUCGCGCACCCGUCCGUCGCGCGCGCCAUCGUCGUCGGCGUCUCGCAUCCGCGGUACGUAGAAGUGCCCGCUGCCUUUCUGGCGCUCGAAGAAGGCGCGGAGAAGCCAGGCCUGGAGGAGAUUAAGAAGUGGGUGCGGCAGAUUCUGGGGAGGCAUAAGGCGCCUGCGCAUGUCUUCUGGGCGGGGGAAGGCUGGGACGGAGAGGUGCCGCUUACGGGGAGUGGGAAGAUUAAGAAGUUUGUGCUGAGGAGCGUGGCGGAGGCGCUGUUGAAGGAGGGGGUGAGGUAGUGAGAGCGUGUCUAGGUGCGUAGGCGGUAGCCUGCCGAAUAUGAAUAAAUUAG
Messenger RNA from Trematosphaeria pertusa, 2175 nucleotides. RefSeq names its product acetyl-CoA synthetase-like protein. The record is from RefSeq and is a predicted model, not a curated record. Gene Ontology annotation, molecular function: medium-chain fatty acid-CoA ligase activity. NCBI's taxonomy places the organism in Eukaryota, Fungi, Ascomycota, Dothideomycetes, Pleosporales, Trematosphaeriaceae. The coding region runs from base 353 to 2122 and encodes 589 amino acids. Gene Ontology annotation, biological process: fatty acid metabolic process. The transcript is spliced from 4 exons.